This is a messenger RNA of Gossypium raimondii (Peruvian cotton), 1627 nucleotides long. RefSeq lists its product as hypothetical. The coding region runs from base 291 to 1199 and encodes 302 amino acids. The transcript is spliced from 4 exons. NCBI's taxonomy places the organism in Eukaryota, Viridiplantae, Streptophyta, Magnoliopsida, Malvales, Malvaceae. The record is from RefSeq and is a predicted model, not a curated record.
UAUGGAUCUCAAGCCAACCCUUCCCCACUCACUGCUUGGUUGUCUCAUCAUCAUCUUCCUCAAAACACUCACUCACCUUUCUCAAAUUUCUUUUUGUCUUCAUCUUCACAAGUGCUUCAUUUUUUUUUUAGUACAGGAAUCUCAAGCAAUACUGACAGCACCACAUAGAUCUCUCAGAGCUGUCCAUUUUGACCAAGAUUUUGCUGAAACAAAGUAGAGUUUCACUCAUUUCCAAUACUAUAUAAUUUAUUCAGUUCCCCUUCAAAGACAAAAUAUCAAGCAAAAUACAAAUGCAGAUCCUUCAAUGGCUCUUUAAGGUAGCACAUGAACAAGGAAGGGAAAAUACUAGAGAUCAGGAAGAAAAAUCCAAAGACAUAGUUUUCUCAAAGCAUAGAAGAUCAAAAAGUAAGAAGUUUAAUAAGUACUUUAAGCCAAUCAUAUUUCCAUGCAAUAGAGAUGUUGCAAGGGCCUGCUUCUAUAGUACUAUCUAUUUGAGUAGAGUGAGGAGCUCUUCUCAUAGAGGACAACAACAGCAUUGGGCUCAAUCCAUGAAGAUGAAGAAGAAACAAGAUAUCGCUACAGGGUUCGGUGUUAGUCCAAAGUCGGAUUCAGGUACUCGUACAGGGGACAAGGUCGUUUUACCGUUAAGUGAACCCCCGGCGGAAAAUGACCAAUGCAACACCAUUGAAAAGAAAGAAAAGGUUAAAGGGGACAAAACCAAAACCAUGUCUAGAAUGAAGGAGCUGUUGAGAUGGGCCGCUGCUAAGAAACCGGAGAAAUUAGGCGGGAAGUUCAUCGGCAGAAAGGUUUUACAGUUUAGGAGCCGUGAAGCAAUGAAAGGAGUGUCGGGUGAUCAUGAUCAAUUGAGCAAUGAGUCACCUAAGAUAAGCUUUAGGUGGGAUGUCCAGAGCUCCUCCACUACUUCCUCAGCCUAUUCUGGAAUCACAGUGACUUCUUCGUUGAGAAAUGAUGAAACCUGCAAUAUAUUAUCAUUGAAUUCAACUCCUAUGCAUGGCUUAAACCGUUGUUGUAGCAGGAGAGGGAAUUGGAUAACUACAGACUCUGAAUGUAAGACUUACAUAUAUAUAUGUAUAUAUAUGUGUGUGUAUGUAUUCUUAUGGUGUUCCAAGUCACUUAAUUAUGUUUGUAUGUUAUUGUGGACACAGUUGUGGUGCUUGAGCUGUGACGAUAUGAGAUAAAGAGAAGGUGAUGGUAGGCAGAAGCUGAAAAUUUUCUUUUGGGGGGAGUGUAAAAAGGAAAAGAAAAGAAAUACUCCAUUGGUAUAGGCUUAGAUUUGAUUAAUUAAAGUUGAUUGGUUAUUUGUUGAGAUAUUUUAGACAUUAUCCAGUUAGAUGUGGAAAUAUCAGUGCUAUGGAUCUGAAAUGUAACAUCGAAGAUUACUCAACAAUAUUGACCUACGUGCCCAAGCUGACUUCAAUCCAUUUUCCAUCGCACGAAGUUAAAGCCAUCUACUGUUAAAAAACAGGCUUUUUAAGCUUAAUAUAGGCACUGUAUCUCUGUGUCUCGUUAGUUCAUGCCUUUGUCACAAGCAAUGUUUCUUCAUAACAUAGAUUACUCAUUCAACUCAAUUACUCAAAUUAUAAAUAUUGAUUAUUUAAACUUUUAA